UUUCUUUCUUUUUCAGUGCAUUUUUGGAAGAGCCAAACCGCUCCUUGGAUAAAUAAGGAACGCUUGAAGCUAUUCAUAUUUUUUUCUGUAAGCUUCGAUAUUGGGCGUACGUAGCCGGAGCUUCUGAUCGGCCGGCAAAAGAAAAAAGAAAUUUUUUUAUUGUUAAUUUCAUCGAAGUCCGAACAAAAAAAAUAUAAAGUAAGUUCCUUCAUCUACAAAAAAAAAAUGGUUUAAUUUUUUUCUUAGGAAUCUCGAAUUGCAUCGGUUUUCGAGUUUCGAGAUCCGAUUUUCAUGGUAACAAAUGUGCUUUUAUAGAUCCUAGUUUCUAAUUUUUUUGAGGAAUUCUUUUUUUUUUUCAGUAUUAUUUCAUUUUAUUAUUUUUUGUUUUGAAUUUCAGUUUGCUAAGGUUCUGUUUGGCAGCGCGUUUGAAAAGCCUUAAUCUUUCACCACCAAGCUUUAACAAAUGGUAGUGAAAGUAGCAGCAACGGCGUAUUUACAAUGGUUAAAGCCAAUUCUUCCUCAACCUCCAUCUUCCUCUGGAGCUUUAGCUUCAGCAAUUUCUUCACCUUCCCUACGGAAACGCUGCCGUAGCGAAGACGCUCUUAUUUUGAAUUCCGUUCAAAGACUGAACCGGUCGGCUCUGUUUGGUUCUCACUCGACCAAUAUACGACGGUCCCGGUCUUGCGAGUUUCUCAAACCAAGAUCCAGAACUUUAAGAAAAGCUUGCAACGCUACUUUAGACGCUUUCUCCGAUGAAGAAUUUUCGAAAAAAAUUCGAGACUUAGCUCUCAGAUUCCAAUCAUCAGACGACAAUGAUGACACAAACAGCAAAUGUAACGGGAAUUCUUUAGAUUCUGAAAGGGAAACGGAAACCGUUUCCUAUUCCGAAACAGAAUCUUUGAAAUUCAACGAACAACCGUCAUGGUUAGAAAGAGGAGAUGAAAUAAGCCAUUCAAGUAUUGAACGUAAAGCCAACAGCGUUGAUCUUCCGCUUUCGCUUCGAAUUAUAAAGAGGAAAUUACAAUGGCAAGAAAGGUUUCGAGAAGCAGGCGAAUCGGCUUAUUGUUCAAUGAAAAAGGCGUUUUCUUCGAUGGUUUUUAUAAUUCGCGAGCUUCAUAGUUACACUUUGCAAAUGCGAGAGCUUUUGUUUUAUGAAGAUUUACAAGGAAUUCUUGUUAGAGGUCAAAAAGAGAUGCACGCUUCGUUCGUUUGGUUGUUUCAACAGGUUUUUUCUCAUACACCGACUCUGAUGGUUUACGUGAUGAUCCUGUUGGCAAAUUAUUCGGUUUAUUCUAUUGGAAGCAACGCUGCUCUGGCAGUCGCAGCAGCGAAUCCGACACCUGGGUCUUAUGUUUCUGUGGUUGAAGUUCAAGAUUCGAAGCAUACAAAAUUUGAUUCUUCGUCAAUAAAGUCGUUUUCAGUGUCGUCAUCGAGCGGAAAAACUACUUCGAUUGGCGGAAACAAUGGCCGUGGUGGAAAAGUCAGGCCGGUUGCUAGUGGGACAGACGGUAACGGAUGGUUUGAUGAAGCAGACCAAUUCAGAACCAUUGUUCCUGAUGGUGGUUCCCAGUUAUCAUCGCCGGGAACAACACAGGAGGCUCAAACAGAGUCAACAUCAGGCCGAGUAACUGGAGAAGAAGAACUCAGUCUUUGGAACUCAAUUGUUGAUGAAGCUUCAAAAAUGCAAGCUUUAAUUAGAGAUGAAAUGCUCGAUCAUGAAACAAUUCAGAGAUUUAUUUCGCCUGUGACCGCAAAGAUCGAAUCUGAUGGUGAUUAUGAAGAUUAUUUCAGAACGGAGCUUCUUUACCAAACAGGGUUAUCACAAGAGCCUAACAAUCCUCUCCUUCUUGCCAAUUAUGCUCAGUUUCUCUACCUUGUUGCACAUGAUUGUGACAGGGCGGAAAAGUACUUCAAGAAAGCAAUAGAAGUGGAACCAGCGGACGCGGAAGCAUACAGUAAAUACGCGAGCUUUUUAUGGAGAGUGAAGAAUGAUUUGUGGGCUGCGGAGGAAACUUUCCUGGAAGCAAUUUCAGCAGAUCCUAGUAACUCUUAUUACGCGGCAAAUUAUGCCCAUUUUCUAUGGAAUACUGGUGGAGAAGACACUUGUUUCCCUCUUGGCUCUCCAGAGACUAGCCAAGAAGAUUAAACCCUUUAAAAAAACAAAGAAAUAAACAUCAGAAACAUAACCCACCAGAGCAAAAUCAUAUGUCCACCGCCCCAAUCUUCUGGUUUUUUCCCCUUCUCUUCCAGAAUUUUGUUCACGUGAGGAAUUUGGGGAAGUGCAUGGAAGGUGGCGACAAUGGGAAAUUAACUUGUUUAGCACUGUGCGGACUUUCCUCUGCAGGAGCACAGGCACGCUGGCUCUUGAGAUCUACGCGGACCACAUGGGUACAUUGGUUUUUCUGGACUUCGGACAUGAAGGAAUGGGAUCGUUGGGGGAGGAAUGAAGCUUUGUUAAGCUUAUUUUGGCCUUUUUUCUUGGUUUACACCAAACCACAUGACGAUUUGUAAUUAUUUCUUUUUGUGAAUAUAAGAACCAUUUUAAUUUUUUAUUUAUGUUUUAUUUAUU
Durio zibethinus is the source of this 2569-nucleotide messenger RNA. RefSeq lists its product as uncharacterized. Gene Ontology annotation, molecular function: protein binding. The record is from RefSeq and is a predicted model, not a curated record. NCBI's taxonomy places the organism in Eukaryota, Viridiplantae, Streptophyta, Magnoliopsida, Malvales, Malvaceae.